Messenger RNA from Lytechinus pictus (painted urchin), 2202 nucleotides. RefSeq lists its product as uncharacterized. Bases 1 to 2202 code for a protein of 733 amino acids. Gene Ontology annotation, molecular function: zinc ion binding; nucleic acid binding. NCBI's taxonomy places the organism in Eukaryota, Metazoa, Echinodermata, Echinoidea, Temnopleuroida, Toxopneustidae. The record is from RefSeq and is a predicted model, not a curated record. The transcript has a single exon.
AUGGAAAUUGAGGCAUUUAUGAAGUUGGGUCAGAAAUGUGGCCUUGAAGGUAAAGAAUUAUUAGAUUAUGUAGAGUCCAAAGAAAAACAACUAAAGGAAGAAACACGUCAGCAACAAAAUGCUGAGCGUGAGGAACGGAUGAGGGAAAGACAAGAACGUGAAAAGGAAAGAGAACAUGAAAUAGAAUUAGCUCAAUUAAGAGAAAAACAGAAUGUAAUCAAGGGUCUCCCAGGGAAUGUGCCGAGCAUGCCAGUGUUCAGAGCAGACUCUGAUGAGUUAGAUGCUUAUAUUCUAAGGUUCGAGCGUCAUGCAAAUUUGCAGAAAUGGCCGACGGAAUAUUGGGCAUGCGCAUUAGGUAAUCUGCUGACAGGUCAGGCUUUGGAAGUCUAUACUCGGAUGCCCACUGAAGACGCAAGCAAUUAUAGAGCUUUGAAAUCUACGCUGCUGCAGCAUUUUGCUUUAACAAGCGAGGGAUUUCGCCAACGAUUUCGGGAUGCGAAACGUGGCAGUUCUGAAACUUUUAAGCAAUACGCUGCUAGAUUAAACAAUUACGCGAAGCGCUGGGUAGAGUUAAGCGGGAAAGAUGCAUCUUAUGAUUCAUUACUUGAACUAUUGGUUAUGGAUCAAGUUCUUGAAAGUUGUGAUCGCUCAACCGCAGUUUUCAUUAGGGAGCGUAGCCCUAAAAGCUUAUCGGAAUUGAUUGAUAUUGCAGAGAAAUAUAGUGCGGCGCAUGGAACUACACCACGUGGUUCCAGUAGGAACGCGCAGAGUGGUGAGAAGGCGCGUAAAAGUGUCAACGGAAAUGAACGACACGAAAAGAGUCAAAACACUAAAGGCCCUUGUUAUGCAUGUGGAAAGCAGGGACACUUAGCGAACAAGUGUCCAGAUCGCAAGCGAGAUAUCAAGGAUAAGCAACCAGACUCAUUUCAGUCAGGGGCGCGCAAGCAAAUUGUUGGUGCUUGUAUCGCUGGAUUCUGUCCGGGUUCUGACACUAAGGAAUGUGGUCAUCGUAGUAUGAGUUUUAGUGAUGAAUCGCAGGCUGUAACCCUACAAUAUGGACAUAAACUUCCGGUUAUUAGUGCUGGAUGCACGGUAGGUACUGAUAUGCCAGUAUAUAAAGGCAUGCUGGAUGGUAAGCCAGCAAGUGUACUGCGGGAUUCUGGAAGUAGUAUUGUGAUUGUCCGUUCUGGGUUAGUAGAUGAGGAAAACUUUACUGGUGAAAAACAGUUAUGCCUGCUCAUAGAUAGAACGGUAAGAUAUGUGCCAAUUGCAACAGUGGAGGUAAGAAGUCCUGUAUUUACGGGUAAGGUAAAUGCCCUUUGCAUGACUAACCCACUCUAUGAUGUUAUAAUUGGUAAUAUUCCAGGAGCAAAGAAACUACAGGAUCACACUGAGGAACUGACUUUGGAGGCGGGCGAGAAGUUAGAAGUCAACGAUAAUGGUCAACACUAUGUUCCACCCGAGGUUGCUAACGAGUCAUCCAUAGAUAUCAGCGCAGAGACGACGGAACCAGAUGUAACCAUUCAGGGAGCAGGAGUAAAGACUCGUGGAAUGAAGCAACGUGAGAAGGAGCCAUGGAGGCCAAUUGGAUCUGCAGGAGAGCCUGAGAUCGCAGCUACUAGAAAGGACAUAAUCACCUCCCAGCAGGAAGACAAGUCUCUUGAGAAACUUCGGAAAAUUGCUGCCGAAGGAUGUGAGGCUAAAAUUGUUGGGAAAGGCAGUAAAGUGCGUUAUUUCUAUAAAAAUGGUCUCCUUCUCCGUGAAUAUCAGUCAUUCCCACAGGUCAACAGACAGGUGUACACCCAGUUGGUAGUUCCGAAGCCUUACAGAAGCCAGGUUAUGCGGCUUGCUCACGACUCCGCGCUGGCAGGACAUCUCAAGGCGAAGAAGACUACUGAACGGAUAAUGUCCCAGUUCUACUGGCCUGGAUUACAGUCGGACGUCAGACGGUACUGUGCGUCCUGUGACCCUUGUCAACGCACUACUCCUAAAGGAAAGGUCGGUAAAGUACCUUUAGUUAUGCCACCCCUGAUUGAUACAUGUUUCAGGAGAAUAGCAGUAGAUUUGGUAGGUCCCCUUCAACCUAUAACAGAUCGAGGCAAUCGCUACAUCCUAACGAUUGUUGAUUUAGCUACGCGAUAUCCUGAAGCUGUGGCGCUGCCGAGUAUUGAGGCAGAGAGGGUAGCUGAGGCUUUAAUGUAA